Messenger RNA from Symbiodinium sp. CCMP2592, 1506 nucleotides. The record is from the annotation of a GenBank genome assembly. Lineage: Eukaryota; Dinophyceae; Suessiales; Symbiodiniaceae.
AUGGCUUCGGCGCAGAUGAUGCGCAGGGACAAGCCAAAAGCAGCAGUGACUGUACAUCAUAUGCUGCAAGCAGGAUUGCGGCAGGGGCUUGUGGAAGUUUCUGCAGAUCGCUUGCUACAUGUGGAGGAAAGCUUGCGUGCAAGCUACGAGGCCUUUCCCAAGGACGCACGGGGAAACGUGCCACCGCAUCAGGUCUUACCGGCCCUCACGAGAGCCUACUUUUCCAAGGAACACGGUUGGCUGGUUCGUGGCUUGGAAUCUCCCGGAGCACCUGUCAUCGCUCCUGGAGAGUCGCAUCAAGAUGCACGACUGCCAGUCACCGGGGGUGGCUUGUACGAGGUUCAGAUUCUCAAAGACAAAGCGCCGGAGCUCGCAAGAGCUUUGAAAGACACAGCUCUCAGUCCCGUUGCGGUUUCAGCUGGGCUUUCCCUGGGAGACAUCUCUCGCACUGUCGCUGCAUUGGAGCAGCUGCUCCUGGAAGAGUCACUGCCCCUGCUGCGUGCAUCAUACUUCCUCAAUGGACUGGACAAUGUGGACCCUGCUGAACGUCUGCCGCCACCUGUGGCAGAGUCACAGGUUCAUGAGGUUCUUCUCUCCUACCUGCUUCUGUUCCGGCACGGGCUGCCAAGGAAUCUGACAGACUCCGAGUCCCACCAGCGUCUGAAGCAGCGAGCGAAGAAGACUGCAGAUUGGCCUUUGCUGUCACAGUUCGAAGUCCAGGCUCUAAAUGAGGUUAUCCACGAUCCUGGGACGAUCUCGUGGGCACAGGCUCGCGAAGCCGUGGAACUUAUUGCUACGCGAUACGGGCACUGGCAGCAGUCAGAAUGCGAAGACAUGAAGUCAACCUUGAUGAAGAUGGACACAGGGGCUGGGCGGGUGAAGCUGCAGGACUUCCAUGGAUCGCCCAAACAUCCGCAUUACCAGUUCACGGAAAAAGAGGACUAUUUGGCAAAGGCAGGCAUACUAGUGGAAGAGGACGGUGAGAAGUAUGUGCUCAUUGCAAACUACUUGCUGGGACCCUCCAACUGCAUCGCAUCAUCUGAGUACUUCGCGGUCUGUUGCCUUAACCAGUGCGAGACAGUUUUGAGCCAAUUCGAGAUGAUUUUGCAAGCUCCUGCAGCCCCGGUUGCGCAAAUAAUGCAAGCAGUCGGCCGUCUCCGUGACAACUCGACCGCUUCGGAGCUCCAGGAGAGCCUGAAAAUUCUCGUGGACGACACCGGUGCAGUCGUUCUGCAUUCGCCAGGCUUUCGGAAAUGGCUGCAUCAGGCCUUCCCGCUGGAGUGCCCGCGCCCGACGGCGCAAGAAGAUGCAGCAGAGGAAGCAGAGCUCGCGGAGGCGAGGGAGUGGCUGGAGAUGGACGAGGCCGCACGAAGGAAAUGGCAACCUCUGGUGGUCCACCCGUCCGAGUGCACUCGCAUUCCCGAGUGGCAUGCGGAGAACUCCGAGCAAGGCCCAGGCGGCCCAGGCAUGCAUGCGGAGCCGGAAGGGAUGCUGACGGAGGUUUGA